Molossus molossus (Pallas's mastiff bat) is the source of this 1236-nucleotide messenger RNA. It is a transcript of the gene ARID3C, whose product is annotated as AT-rich interaction domain 3C. Lineage: Eukaryota; Metazoa; Chordata; Mammalia; Chiroptera; Molossidae. Gene Ontology annotation, molecular function: DNA binding. Gene Ontology annotation, cellular component: nucleus. The coding region runs from base 1 to 1236 and encodes 411 amino acids. Gene Ontology annotation, biological process: regulation of transcription by RNA polymerase II. The transcript is spliced from 7 exons. The record is from RefSeq and is a predicted model, not a curated record.
AUGGAAGCCCUGCAGAGGCAGCAGGCAGCCAGAUUGGCCCAGGGGGUGAGGCCAUUGGCCCUUCCACACCCACCACCACCACAGCCUCUCUUGCCUGCCCCCCGGAUUCUGCAGGCCCCUGAGAGGGCCUUGGGGAUGGUUGGGGCUGAGGAAGAGGAGGAUACCAGAGAGGAUGAGGAGGGAGAGAAAGCCAGGUCCGAGAAAGAGGCAGCUGAGGAGAGUCGUCCAGGAACCCAGGGUCCCAGCUCACCUUCCAGCCAGCCCUCUGGACCUCAUCCCCAUGAGUGGACCUACGAGGAACAGUUCAAGCAGCUGUACGAGCUCGAUGCAGACCCCAGGAGGAAGGAAUUUCUGGAUGACCUGUUUAGCUUCAUGCAGAAGAGGGGGACGCCAGUGAACCGCGUGCCCAUCAUGGCAAAGCAGGUGCUGGACCUGUACGCGCUGUUUCGCCUGGUGACGGCCAAAGGUGGCCUGGUGGAAGUCAUCAACCGCAAGGUGUGGCGGGAGGUCACGCGCGGCCUCAGUCUGCCCACCACCAUCACGUCGGCUGCCUUCACUCUACGCACCCAGUACAUGAAGUACCUGUACCCAUACGAGUGCGAGACACGGGCGCUCAGCUCCCCGGGGGAGCUCCAGGCAGCCAUCGACAGCAACCGGCGCGAGGGCCGUCGUCAGGCUUACACCGCCGCCCCGCUCUUAGGUUUGGCUGGACCGCCCCCUCGGGGCACUCCGGGCCCUGCUACUUGUCCUGGCUCCACCCUGCCCGCGCCUACGCCCGGCCCCCGCCCCGCCCAGGGCUCCGCCUCCGGUCUGCCGGCGCACGCCUGUGCGCAGCUGAGCCCGAGCCCCGUUAAGAAAGAGGAAAGUGGAAUUCCAACCCCUCGAUUGGCACUGCCUGUGGGCCUGGCCUUGGGACCUGCACGGGAGAAGUUGGCACCAGAGGAACCUCCAGAGAAGAGGGCUGUGCUGAUGGGGUCCAUGGACCCACCUCGACCUGGCACACCCCCCAGUUUUCUGCCCCAUGGAAAGGUUCCCCUAAGGGAAGAGCGCCUGGAUGGGCCUCUCAAUCUGGCAGGCAGUGGUAUCAGCAGUAUCAACAUGGCCCUAGAGAUCAACGGGGUGGUCUACACUGGCAUCCUCUUUGCCCGCCGCCAGCCUGUGCCAACUUCCCAGGGCCAAACUAACCCCACACCCCCAACCCCUACAGGGCCCCUCCUUUCCACCACCUCACCCUGA